This is a messenger RNA of Acytostelium subglobosum LB1, 1419 nucleotides long. RefSeq lists its product as hypothetical. The record is from RefSeq and is a predicted model, not a curated record. The annotation marks the transcript as partial. NCBI's taxonomy places the organism in Eukaryota, Evosea, Eumycetozoa, Acytosteliales, Acytosteliaceae. The transcript has a single exon.
CAAACGAUAUCUGUUGGUGACAUCCCAAAUACAGUAGAGUUCAUAGAUCUAGGAGGAUUCAAUCAUCAAUUGACAUCAGGAAUGAUACCAGACUCUGUAAAGACAUUGUUAUUCAGUGCAUACUAUAAUCAUCCUUUGACAAUUGGAUCAAUACCUUCAUCAGUCACUUAUCUAAAAUAUUAUGUCGUACUUGACCAACAACAUCAACAUGUUGUCGGAACAAUCCCAGACUCUGUUACCAAGUUGGAUACAUCAAUCAACAAAUCAUGUCCAGUUGGAUUCAUUCCAUCAUCAGUUAAAACACUAUCACUAGAGUAUCUUGAUGAUCAGACAUUGCAACCUGGUAUCAUUCCAUCAUCUGUGACUGAUCUCGGUCUUCUUAUUGAGUUUGUAGAAUCGGUUGUACCUGGAACCAUCCCGUCAUCUGUUAUUAAGUUGGAAUAUAGUGGUUCGGGACCAAAGAAACCGGGACUGCUCCCCGACUCAAUCAAGUCAUUAAUAAUGUAUGACAAGAUACCCAAUGGAUUCGCACUCCCUUCAUCACUGGAAUCACUCCAUGGAUUUUUUGGGACUUAUCCCAAUCAACAACUAUCGACUCGUCUUCCAUCCACAUUGACCCAGAUUAACAUAUUCUAUCGAAGAUUCAAGUUGGCCAAGCAUCACCAUGGCAUGGACCUUUACUUGAAGUUCAUUCAAUCAGAUGAAUUCAAUCAAUCAAUGACGGGCGUGUUGCCAGACGACUUGAUCACAUUGUUGUUCCCAACCCAAUUCAAUUGGGUGUUGAAUGUUGGUGACAUCCCAUCAAGUGUUACCAAGAUUGUAUUUGGAGUAUCGUUCAAUCAAGUGUUGGAUACAUCCGUGCUUCCACCAUCUUUAACAUCACUCAAGUUUGGACUAUCGUUCAAACAAUAUAUUGCGCCAGGUGUGAUUCCAUCGUCUGUGCGCACACUCUACUUUGGACACGAAUUCACCACAGUAUUGCCAUUGGAAUCAUUCCCAUCAUCACUCCAACGUCUAAGGAUACCAUAUCGACUCACACUCCCUGAUGGCAUGCCUCGACUCUCAAUCCUACAAAUCAUGAUCAGAUUAUUUGAUCAUGACCCCGCUCACAUUUUCAAACUCUUCAACAUAACCAAUGUGUUGGAAAUUUGUCAGGUAUACAUGUAUCACCUUCGCAAGUUGAGGAUCAUAGAGAGGUUUGAUCAUCAUUGGUCACUUGUGUUAAAUCAAAAGAUUAAGGGCUCUGGAUUCAUACCUCGAUCAAAGUUGGAGUCAUACCUUGUAGAACUAAUGAAGUCCGUUGACGACUUGGAGGGAGUCUCCGAUAACUUUAGAAGAUUGGGUGACGAUCUGGACAUGUCAGAUGGACAUUGUGUUGGGCCAUGGCGAUGGGUAAUACACAAUAAACAAAGUUUAAUU